Acinonyx jubatus (cheetah) is the source of this 2536-nucleotide messenger RNA. RefSeq names its product N-ribosyldihydronicotinamide:quinone reductase 2 (gene NQO2). Lineage: Eukaryota; Metazoa; Chordata; Mammalia; Carnivora; Felidae. Gene Ontology annotation, cellular component: cytosol. The coding region runs from base 1740 to 2438 and encodes 232 amino acids. The record is from RefSeq and is a predicted model, not a curated record. Gene Ontology annotation, molecular function: NAD(P)H dehydrogenase (quinone) activity. The transcript has 5 exons.
CGUUUUAACUUUCUUCUAUUUUGUUAAUUGAAAAAAUGUUCUGAAAAAACUUACCAUUGCCCAUGAUACCCAAUUCUCAAGUCUAAAGAGUCCAUGUGGCAGGUCUUCCCAUCCGUGGCCCCGACCCACCUAGUUUCACUGCCCUCAAGGUCACCAGUGUACCCACUUUUCUCUGUAUCCCUCCAGAGAUGGUCUGUCCUGUAUAAGGCAAUUAUGGGCAUAUUCUCCAUUUUCUCAUUGACUUGUCUAUAAAAUCUUUUGAAUUAAUUUUCCAGGUUCAAAAGUAAUCAGACGAUAUUUUCAUUGAGAUCCCAAUCCAGUUACAGGUGAACUUUUAUUUAUCCAAGAGAAUGGUGUGCCUUUUCAUUUCCUCACAUCUUCUUUUUCAACCUGACGGAUCUCUAUAAGUUUUCUUCAUACAGACCUUGCACAGUUCUUGUUAGCUGGUUUUUGUUUCUCUGCAUGAAGAAAGUGUGCCUCUCUGUGUGCCUCUGUGGUGUGUAUCCAGCCACUACUAAUUUUCUUGCUCUUUGUAGUAGAUUUUAUUCUCUGGAGCUUUCCCAAUAUACAGUCAAAUCAUGUGCAAAUAAUAAUUUCACCUCUGUUUUUCUAGUAGUUAAUAUUAGAAUAUAUUUGGCCUGUGCACAUUUUAUCAUCUCUGUUUACCGUUAUCAGAACCGCCCCAGUGUCUGCUAUAGGUUCCACAUACUGUGAGUGGCCAAAACCCUACCUGGAACCUGCCUGAGAGAACACAGUCUCUUCACUAAUAGCAGUUACCAUCUUUGGGUUUCUUGUCAAUACAAAACCUUAUACAUAGGACACACCCAAAGUGUGCUUUUUAAAUGAAAAUCAAAUACAAGUAGGUUAAAAGAGGAAACAAAGAACACUGAAAUAUUUCUGAAUUACAAAUCUGUUGGAGGACUGUGGGUUCAGUUUUCUUUCUGAUUCUUUUCCACACGGCCAGGGGUCUGUCUGCCGCUCUCCAGACUCCAUGUGGUGGAGUGGUUCACACCUGGUCUCGUCAUCCUACCUCUGCUGGCUGCUAAGACCUCUGUAGUGUUGAACGAGUCGCUCAGCCUCUCUAAAGUCUCAGUUUCCUCUCUGGUAGACUGGGAAUUACACUUAAUGGUUAUUAUAAAGAUAGAAAAGGUAAUGUGUGUAGAGCACACCACUUGAUAGGUAGGAAGUCCUCAGUAAAUGGUAAGCUACUGUUAAUUCUGAUUCAUGCCUCCGAUGAAUCUUUUUGGCUGCCAGAUUUCAACUGAAGGUGUAGAUCAGAAUAACUCCUCCUUCAUGUUAGCUGUCACGGCAGUGCUGUAAGUUCUAGCCCAAGGCCCCUCCUCGUACCCACUGCUGCUGCCUGAUUGCCUGCUGCCCACCACACUUGUUCUUGAAUCACUGCUGCUAUAGUGAGCUUUUCCAAACCGAAUUUGGAGUAUUUAUUUAUUUUCCCUGCUUAAAUUGUAUGGCCUCCCGUGUGCAGGAAAAAGUCAAGCUCCUUAGACAGGCUUAUGAGAGCUGACCUAUCUCUCCAUUCAGGUUACCUGCAGCCCUCCUGGCCUCUCACCCAUUUCCCGAGAGGUGCUCCUGGUGGCCCUUUUCUGGGCUGGUGUGGUUUUUGGACACACUGAUUUCUCCCUGUCUUUUGCCCAGAGUGUCCUCUGUCUUCCCUCCAGUGCUCCAGGCUGCCUGGUGAACUCCUACUCCAUCUUCAAAGCCCUAAACUGGGCUCAUUGACAAUGCACCCAAGAAGAGCCAGCCACUGCUGUCCUGAGUUAGACCACGUGCAUCUUGAUUAUAAGAUGCAAGUCUUAUCCGACCAUAGCUUUAGGCUGAGCCAGCUAACUGUUGUUCUGUGUGUUGAUCAUUUGGUUAUUUAUGUACUUCUCUUACUGGACUUUGAGUCCCCUGAAGGUGCUGUCUCUAAUCCUGAGUUCUUCAAUUAUGGGGUGGAAGCAUACGAAGCCUGUAAAAAGGGGGCUCUGACCAGUGACAUAAUUGACGAGCAGAAAAAGGUUCAGGAAGCUGAUCUAGUGAUAUUUCAGUUCCCGCUGUACUGGUUCAGCAUGCCGGCUAUCCUGAAGGGCUGGAUGGACAGGGUGCUGUGCCAGGGGUUUGCCUUCGACAUCCCAGGAUUCUAUGAUUCCGGUUUCCUCAAGAAUAAGUUGGCCCUCCUUUCAUUAACCACGGGGGGCACAGCCGAGAUGUACAUGAAAACUGGAGUCAGCGGAGAUUAUCGAUACUUCCUAUGGCCCCUCCAGCAUGGUGCCUUGCACUUCUGUGGAUUUAAAGUCCUUGCCCCUCAGAUCAGUUUUGCUCCCGAGAUUGCAUCAGAAGAAGAGAGAAAGGCGAUGGUGGCCUCCUGGGCCCAGAGGCUGAAAACCAUCUGGGAGGAAGAGCCCAUCGACUGCACGCCUCCGUGGUACUUCGGGCAGUAAUGCUUCGUGCCACGUCCACAUCACAGGAGCAGCACACGGGGAGCUGCAGGCAUAUACACAGGGAGCAGGGUCCUGUAAUAAAACAAGGUCACAACCAA